This is a messenger RNA of Durusdinium trenchii, 942 nucleotides long. The record is from the annotation of a GenBank genome assembly. NCBI's taxonomy places the organism in Eukaryota, Dinophyceae, Suessiales, Symbiodiniaceae.
AUGGCUCGAUCUUGGACUCCCGUGUUGGUGGCCAGCGCCUCUGCCGGAGCAGUUGGCGCCUUCUUCUUUUGGCGCUACACACGGGCCGCGAAGGCUCAUCUUCAUGUCGAAGAAGAGCCACAAGAGCCCCAGCAUGAAGAUCCAGAGAAAGAAGAAGGGUAUGUUGAGGAGCCUCAAAUACUUGAGAUCGACUUCUGCGUGGAAGGUGAGUUGCAGCAAUGUGAGCAUGCCUUGGGCGUAGUGCAAUGCCUACGCGCGGAGAGAGGCUCCAAGCAGAAUGUCGAGUUGGAUGCUGCGAUCAGCGCAUUGGACGAGUUGCUUCCGCAGUAUGCAGCCAAGCUGCAGGAGAAGCGUUGGCUCGCCUCAAAAGCAUCGCUUCUGGACAGCACCUCAGAGGCUCUUCAGCUCCUCUUGCUGGCAGAUGAUGAGCAGAACCUGGAGGCAGCGGCAAAGAGUGGCCGAGACAUCCCAGAACUCGCGGAGGAGGCUGCAGCAGUGGAGGUGGCUGUGGUGGAGGUGGCUGCGGAAGCAAGAGUGGAGGGGGGCUGUGGUGGAGGGGGCUGCGGCAGUAAGAGUGGAGGAGGUGGUUGCGGCAGCAAGAGCGGAGGCGUCUGUGGCGGAGGUGGCUGCGGCAGUAAGAGCGGGGGAGGUUGCGGUGGCAAGAAGAGUGAAGGAGGCGGCGGUUGCGAUGAGAAGAAAGGCGACUGCGGUAGCUGCAGCAAGCAGGGUGGUUGCAACCAAAAAGCAGAGGCUCCCCAGACGAAGGAAGAGCGACGAGCCAAGACCAUGCUGCCCGUGGGCGACCGCGAGUUCAAGGGAGGCCGUUCAAGCAGCGCUCAAGCGUGGCUGGUAGUUGUUGCCCAGACUCGCUUUUUGUGCAUUUUGAUGCAUUUUGGACAUCCUUUUUGUGGGAAAGAGGUGAAAGAGGGAGGGUUUGAAUGA